CAUUCCCAGUAAAGCAAAGCUCUUCUCUUUCUCUUCCCACUUCACCAAAAAAAAAAUUUCACCUUUUCUUUUUCCUUGCUUUUUGUGUUUUCUCCGGUGCAGAAACCCUAAAACCUUUGAUCUUCACUGACCCAUUUCAUAUCUCAACCCGACCCGAUCUGGGUCCGAUCCCAUUUCUCCUUCUUCAAAUGAAAAAACCCAGAUAAAGUGUUCAAACAAAAAUUAGGAAAAAAAAAGUGAUUUUUCUUUUUUCUUUUUGGUUUCAUCUUGAGGGAGAAAUGUAUAAGAACCAGCUACAAGAGCUGGCGCAGAGGAGCUGCUUUAAUCUCCCUUCCUAUACGUGCAUUAGGGAAGGUCCCGACCACGCGCCAAGGUUCAAAGCCACCGUUAACUUCAACGGCGAAACCUUCGAGAGCCCUCACUAUUGUUCGACUCUCCGUCAAGCCGAACACUCCGCCGCUGAAGUGGCGCUCCAGUCCCUCUCUAAUCGUGGACCUUCUCACUCCCUCGCCGCUCGAAUCCUAGAUGAGACAGGAGUUUAUAAGAACCUCUUACAGGAAAUUGCACAAAGAGUUGGGGCUCCGUUGCCUCAGUAUACAACAUUUAGAUCAGGUCUCGGGCACCUGCCUAUUUUUACGGGAACGGUUGAAUUGGCCGGAAUCAGAUUCACCGGGGAACCAGCCAAGAGCAAGAAACAAGCAGAAAAGAAUGCAGCCAUGGCAGCUUGGAUGUCUCUAAAACUAUUGGCAAAAGAAACUGCAAGUUCUUCUUCGGAGCCAGAGAACAAUGAUGAGCUUGAACAGAUCACGAUAGCUCGGGCUUUGUUGAAUUACAGAAUAAAGGAAAAGAUGGCUAUGGCAAACUCCUCCAAUGCUCCAAUACUAUUUACAAAGAAGUUUCCUAGUCAGAAUCCUAGACCAACAAGUCCACAGCCUCCUGCUACCACCUCGAAAAUCCUUCCUUUAAUCUGCCCGAAGGUGGUUCCUCGAAACAGAUCUAUGUCAGCAACAGCAAAUGAGAAGCCCGUACAGACAUCAUCGCAAACACCUACUCCUGAAAGCCGUGGUGUUCGUCCACAGAAAUUCCCUGCAGCUGGAGCAGCGCCUUAUGUUCCCAUCAGACAAUUAAGGACACCUUGCUGUGGCAUUGCUCCACCAGUGACAAUAAGAACUGCAGUGCCUGUUUUCUCUGCACCUCCGCGUCCAGCACCAUCUGCAGUAUCUCCUCAGCCACCGACAUCACUGGUUCCUACUCAUCCCGCUCAACCAGCACAAUCUGUUCUUCCUCCUCAUCAACUGCCAGCGACACUCCCCUCUCAAGUGCUGCGAGCUCCUCCAGUACGAAUUGCCCAAGCAGUCACCAUUAGGCAAGUGGUUCCUGUAUUUGCUGCUCCACCGGUACGGAAAGAAGAUAAACAAUCCGUUCCUCUCAGAAAUGAAGAUAUCACAACCGCUACUGCUGCUCCCCCGCCUAACCAAUCACCUACUCAAGCAGAGGAAGCAGCAAGCACAAUAUUGAAGAACCUGCAAGAAUCUGAGACGGUACAGAGUUUAGAACAACUCAAAAUCUGAUGGCAAGGAAGGAUCGAAUUCCGAAUGGAAGCAAUGGAGUAAGAGCUAUGGUUUUGUGUUGGUAUCAAAGUUUGUUUUUGUUACUUUUUGUCAACUCAUAUAUGAGUGUUCUUUUUCAUUUUGUUUUCUUAGAAAGCUAAAGCUACAGUUUCUGCAGAUUAAGUUAGUCCCAUAUAAUUGCAGUUAAAGUUAGACUA
This is a messenger RNA of Gossypium raimondii (Peruvian cotton), 1768 nucleotides long. RefSeq names its product double-stranded RNA-binding protein 2. The record is from RefSeq and is a predicted model, not a curated record. Gene Ontology annotation, molecular function: double-stranded RNA binding. The coding region runs from base 279 to 1571 and encodes 430 amino acids. The transcript has 3 exons. NCBI's taxonomy places the organism in Eukaryota, Viridiplantae, Streptophyta, Magnoliopsida, Malvales, Malvaceae.